Molecule: messenger RNA, 5291 nt
Organism: Cynoglossus semilaevis (tongue sole)
Lineage: Eukaryota; Metazoa; Chordata; Actinopteri; Pleuronectiformes; Cynoglossidae
Gene: ccdc80
Product: coiled-coil domain containing 80
Exons: 10
Coding region: 855-3422 (855 amino acids)
Biological process (GO): positive regulation of cell-substrate adhesion; extracellular matrix organization
Cellular component (GO): basement membrane
Source: RefSeq, a predicted model, not a curated record
UAAGAGGGGGGGGGGGGCGUUACUCACUUUGACUUUUCAUAGAGGAAUUUGACUCUGGAAAAAUCUAAUCUGGUGGAAAAGUUGUACUGGAACUGUCCCAAAUUCAUCUGACGUUUUUUUGGGGAAACAAGUCUGCGAGCGUUAGGGAGGCGGAACUUGCUCGUUUAAAGGGAAAAGGAGAGGUGGAAGAAGAGGAGGAGGAGGAGGAGGAGGAGGAGGAGGAGGAACUGCCUCAGCUCCAGCUCCAACUACUGAUCCUGAUCCAGCUCCACCUCUCGCUGCUGCUGUUGCUGUUGUGUCGCCAGGAGCUCAAAGGCUGAGGAGGUUCUGUGCAGGACAUAUUUCUGGGAAACCCUCCAGCUCUCAUUUUUGCCAAGGAGAACCUGGGAAGAAGAAUAAACUUUGCAUAUUUUUCUUGCUCAGUUUCCAGCCGGAUCCCUCUCUCUCUCUCUCUCGUUAACGUUUUUAUACACUGUUUUUCUUCUCUUUCUUCUUCGUUUGCGUCCACAGUCUGUGCGGGAUAAGGUGGAGAAGCAACAAUGCCCGAGAAGUAAAUAAGUGGAUUCAAUUCAUUUUUACGGUGUAUUUCUGGAGAUGUGCCACGGUGGGUUCGUGUGUUGUUGUUUUCUCUAGACUUAAAACUCGGAUACUGGCCGAUGAAUUGUGGGAUGUAAAAGUUCAUUCGCACGGCGGAUUUUCCCGAGUUGACUGCAGACUCACAUCUGUGCGGAUUGCUGCGCAUCUGGAGUCAAUCGAUUCAUCGGACUGCGUCAGAUGCGCUAGAGAGAACGGCGCUCCUGGAUCGUACGCAUCCUCGUCUUCUGAGCGCCAGCCUUUUCUAGACUCCGGUCAAAAUGAGGAUUCAUCUCUUCUAUUUACUCCUUAUCCAUUUUCUGACCUGGUCAGGAGACGCUGACAGACGCCCGAACAUGCGCAGACGCGCACGGCCGGGCCGUCUUUCCCACGAGAGCGCGUUGGACAAAGAACGGGUCCUCGGACGUUUACGCACAGGGUUUGGUUCCGCACUCGCCGUCCACAGUCCGGGACACGGGGGGGUGGGAACAGGGGAGAUGGGAGGAGUACAGGCCGUUGAGGCUGUCCCAGUCUUCACACAGGGCCGUAGAGCAAAGGAUCAGGGCCUCCUGGGGUCCACGAAAAGGGGGUCCAACAUGGAGAACGAGCAGGACAUGCAACAGGAUGAGGGUUUCAAAGGCAGAGUGACCCGGAUGCCGAGCAACCCCGGGUCACCAAAUCUUCUGGCCAGUUUCGCAGGAAAGAAUAGAGUUCUGGUCAUCUCGGCGCCUCACGACUCGGACGGUUAUUACCGCCUCAUGAUGUCACUCCUAAAACCGGACGUUUACUGCGAGCUGGCCGAGAGACACGUUCACCAGAUCGUCAUGUUCCACCAGGAGGGUGAAAUGGGAGGGAAGGUGAGGAGAAUCAGUUCUGAGGGGAAAGUUCUUGAAGAACCACUGGACACAGCACUUAUCCCCAGACUGAUGAGCUUCCUCAAACUGGAAAAAGGAAAGUUUGGGAUGGUACUUCUGAGGAAAACCCUGCAGGUGGAGGAGCGGUAUCCAUACCCAGUCAGACUGGAGGCCGUGUACGAGGUCAUCGACCAAUCACCAGUGAGGAGACUGGAGAAGAUGAGGCAGAAAGGCUUUGUUCAAAAGUGCAAAGGAGCAGGAGUCGAGGGACAGGUGGAGGAGGGCACAUUGGCAGAAACGCCGGUGGAAAGAAAACCCUUCAAGAAGAUGCAACGGAAGCCCUCACCUCCAAUAACAACCACCACCACCACCACAACAACAACCGCUACGACAACGUCCGCAACCACACGUCCCCCAACUACCACCAAAACCACCACCACCACCACGACUAGACCUACAACCACCACUGCCAGAACGACAACCACCAAAUCCACUACAACAACAACCAAACCCACUACCACCACAAAAGCCACCACCACCACCACCACUCAGAGACCAACCAAAGCCCAGACCACGCCUUCAUGGACCCCAGCUCCCAGGGUCACGUCUGAUCCGUACAGAGAUCCACACAGACGGAAGGUGGUCCCCGCAAAAGCUUCGAAGAACAAACUAAACAAGAAGAAAAACGGAGGAGAGAAGACAAUGACAAAAGAGUUCGAGGACAGGUACGAGCCAAGCAGACCAACAGUGGAGACGAACAUCUACACCACCAUCGCGCCAACCAAGAGGCCGAAGGGCAGGAACAACAAGGAGGAGAAGAAAAAGAAGAUGACCGAGAAGGCAUUGAAGAAGGCAGAGAGGAGAGCAGGGAAGGGAGGGAAAGAAGGGAAGAUAGGGGGGAAGAAAAAUGUGAAGAAACCCGAGAAGUAUCCCGAAAUGGAGGAGGAAUACGUUAAACCAACCAAGAAGCCUACGCCUAUUCCAAAGGGAUCACUGGAGUCCUUCCUGGAUUACUUUGAAAACAGGAGACGUAUGCUGCUGAUUACGUCACCCAGCGAGGAGAACAAAAUGUACAUCCAGCAGAGAGACGAGUACCUGGAAGCUGUGUGUGAAAUGGCCAUCAGGAAAGUCUCCAUCAUCACCAUCUUUGGUUCCCUCACCAAUUCCACCAUGAAAAUCGACCACUACCAGCUUGAAAAUGACAAACCAAUGAAGGGUCUUCGUCAGGAGGAUCUUGUAAACCAGGACCUGAUCACCGAACUGAGGAAAGAGUUCAGUAUGACACACGAUGACUUCUACAUGGUCCUGACCGACACUGACAUGAGAGUCAAGCAAUUCUAUGAGGUUCCCAUCGCCAUGAAGGCCGUGUUCGACUACAUUGACACUUUCUCCUCCCGUAUCGGAGAAAUGGAGCAGCAGAAGAGAGACGGAGUUGCAUGCAAGAAGGAAGACAAACCCAGAUCUUUGGAGAACUUCCUUUCUAGAUUUCGCUGGAGACGCAGACUCUUCAUCAUCUCAGCUCCAAGUGAUGAGGAGUGGGCAUAUCAGCAGCAGCUGUACGGACUCAACAGCCAGGCCUGUAACCUGGGCUUGAGGCACAUUGCCGUCCUGAAACUGGUCGGCACAGAUCCGCGAUUCAUGGGCGGCGUCUUGGAACUCUACCCGAUCAAUGGAAGCGCAACUGUGGAGCGCGAAGGUCUGUCCGCCACGCUCGUGAAGGACAUGAGGAACUAUUUUCAGAUUAGUCCGGAGUACUUCUCCAUGCUGCUGGUGGGGAAGGACGGUAACGUCAAGUCCUGGUACCCGUCGCCCAUGUGGUCCAUGGCUAUCAUCUACGACCUAGUGGACUCCAUGCAGCUGCGCAGGCAGGAGAUGGCCAUACAGCAGUCGUUGGGAAUGCGCUGCCCCGAGGACGAGUACGGCGGCUACGGUUACCACCAACACGGCUACGAACACGGCUACCAAGAUGGCUACCACCAAGGCUACGGCUACUAGCAAACUUCGAAGACUGUUUAAGAGAAAUGGAUGUAGUCUUCUGGUUUAAAACGCAACAAACAGGAAGUAAGCAGAAGGAGAACCUGCUGUAGCUACCAGUGACAACGCUAGUUGGUUGUUACAGAAAAUGUUGUCAUCCUUCCUUUGUUUUUCUUGCAGUAAAUUGCAUUUUUUAAAACUAAUAAAUCCACCCAGUCCUCCUCACGUAGGCUAGCUAGCUUAGCUGUUGUCCUACAUCCACUUUACUUCUUCCCUGUUUUACAUAUCAGUUGACCAGCUCUGGUAACCCACCUGACCCAAAUUUAGGAAUGUUUAAUUUCUGUUAUUUUAGCAACUCAACCAUUUUUAGCGCUUCUUUAUGUCAACAUCUACAGAUGCUAUCACGCUAAUUCUACAACUAGAAGACUACGUCCAUUCCUUCUGUGCGGUCCGUAGAACCCGGUGGUAACACGCCACCUACUGUUCUUCGGUGUUUCCCUUCACCAAGCUGUCAUUACAGACAAUGAACACUUUCUAGCACUUAGUGGAAGCUUUAGCUACGCAGCUUUCACAUAUCCAGUUUUUGCAUUUAUAUAUCUCUGCCUACUUUAAAUCAUUUUUUGAAGUAUGUUUGUGUGAAGUAUUCAGUCACAUCAGACCCAUCUCAGGCUGAUUAAGCGUGUGAGGUCACAACCGUGCAUAACCAGCUGGAUAUACCGUUUCAAAUACACUUAGGACAGCCUUGAGUUAGCAUGGGUAUUUUGUUAAGUUGCAAAAAAAAAAAAAAGUUUUUUCUCAUGUGUCGUCUCGAAACGAAGUGUGUUUACUGACCACCUGCCUGAGUGUUCAUGUCUAUUUCUGUGCACAUAUGUUAAGCACUAAGUCCUUCAAAGUGAUUCAAAGCAACUGUAAAAACAAAACUCCUGAAAUAUCCCUUUAAAAUUGGCCGUACUCAGUGCUGACGUGUCUGAAGUUGUUUUGUUUUUUGUUUUUUUCUUCCAUUUUUAGUACGUUUCUCUUAUAUUUUACCUUCUCGGAAUCACACUUUCCUCCAUCCACAUUUGUUUGUAGAUAUCAGAUCAAAUCAAGACAUGUUUUUUGUAUUUAUUGAACAUGUUUGUUUUUUUUGUUUGUUUGUUUUUUUUGGAGCAGUUAUUGACUCCUUUCUGAAAGCUAACCCGUUUUAGGUUAUUCCCCUUUGUAAAGUGUCUGGUCCGUGUUCUUCCUGUAUUUAUGCACUUUUUCGUCGCGAUUUAUGAAAAUAAACGUUGUCUGCUUCUGCUUAUGGUAGUUUUCUUGGUGGUACCCGAACGCCACCUGGUGGUGAAAAAUAUAUUUUGACGCUUAUUAAUUUGGGAAUUUCAAGCAAAUGUCAAAUAAAAUGACAAAACAAAUGCGAAAAGAAAAAUAGAGUUGAAAAUACAAAAUCCAGAUAAAAGAGUGAACAACAAGACAUGGGAAGAAAGAAGGAAAAAUAAAGGUGGCGAGGAAAAAGGAAGACACCGACAAAAGAAGGUAGAAGGGAAAAGAAAAAUUGGUUUGAAAAAUAAGGCAAAAAAAGACAAGGGAAGAGAGCAACAAUUAUGUAGAAAGGAAAAUAAAUUAAAACAAAAUAGAAAAGGAGAGGAGGGAGGGGCUAGAAGAAAAAAAAUGGAAGAAUAACAAGGAGAAAAAAGGAAAAAAAAAUUUGAUGCAAUACAUUGUAUUAAAAAUAUAUAUUUCACCUUUAAUUCCUUGCUCCAGUGACCUCACAGUUUAUUUAGUCUUACGUUUUCACAUUUUGCUCUAUUAUAUUUCUGUCCUGGAUCUUGAAAUAAAAAAAAAAACAAACCACAAAGAUGAAAGCCAAAGUUUCAUCCUUCCCGCGUUCUUGUUUCUUCCUAUUUUACA